AUGGUGGAUUCGCUAUUUAUUUACAUGGCGGAAUUUGCAAGCAGAAAAACUGAAUUGUGGGGGGGGCAAAUUGAUGUUCUUUCUUCCUAGAUUAGAUAUUAGAAUGAAUUAGAAAUACACAUUAGGAAUUUAUGAACAGGCACUGUUCACAAAAAACAGUUUUAGUUGUUUCUUAAAGUUUAUACAGAAGGAAAUUACUAUAAUUCAUAAUUUAUGCUAUUUCAAAUAUUUAAUGGGGAAUAUGUCCAUUAUUUACCUUAACACUUAACAAAUAUUUAAAAUACUUAGAAAUAUAUUUGGCUGAACUAACAUUUAUUCCACAGGCUCAUCAUUCUCCAAUAUUAGGAUUUUAUUUCCUGUGUACAUAAAUUCUACAUCAAACAAUUGCAUAACAUCGUGACUAUAAGCUCACACACACGUGACGUUCAGUAAAGUAUAAAAGCAGAGCUGUUUCUGGAACUUCACAAAAUCUUCCUCUGAGAUUCUACAGGUGACAACCAAACCAAGGUUCAUUUCAGGUUCAUCAUGGCAGUGCUGAGAAGUCUAAUGCUUCUUUUCAUCAUCUUCUCCAUGGGGAAUGCAGAAGUUGAUUUAGUCAUGAAAUGCCCCGCUGGAUGGUCAAGUUUUGGACUCCGGUGCUUCAAGUACUUCUCUCCGUCAGUUAACUGGAUCACAGCAGAGAGAAACUGCCAAGGUCUUGGUGCGAAUCUCGCAUCUGUGCAUAAUAAACUGGAAAAUGAGUUUCUGCUGGGUCUGUUGCCUACUUCUUCCUCACGUACUUGGAUUGGUGCUCAUGAUGCUGUAAAAGAUGGGCAGUGGUUGUGGAGUGAUGGAUCUGUGUAUGACUUUACCAACUGGUGCGCUGGAGAACCUAAUGGUUCUGGUAACGAGAACUGUAUGGAGAUCAACUUGUCCUCUAACCGUUGCUGGAACGAUGAGAGCUGUUCAAGCCAAAUGGGCUAUAUUUGUGUAACAGAUGCUUGAGAUCAUAUGCAGGCAUGCUGCUCCACAGUUACAUUGAUUUUACACUUUGUGAUCUUUACAAAAAAAUUAUAUUAUAAAAUUAAUCUUCAUGUGAAUCUUUUCUAAGCUUUACUCUCUUCUGAAACACUCCUCUAAUCAAUAAAAGCAUUAAUA
Molecule: messenger RNA, 1137 nt
Organism: Megalobrama amblycephala (Wuchang bream)
Lineage: Eukaryota; Metazoa; Chordata; Actinopteri; Cypriniformes; Xenocyprididae
Product: ladderlectin-like
Exons: 6
Coding region: 526-984 (152 amino acids)
Source: RefSeq, a predicted model, not a curated record